Phialemonium atrogriseum is the source of this 7779-nucleotide messenger RNA. RefSeq lists its product as uncharacterized. The coding region runs from base 1 to 7698 and encodes 2565 amino acids. The transcript is spliced from 9 exons. NCBI's taxonomy places the organism in Eukaryota, Fungi, Ascomycota, Sordariomycetes, Cephalothecales, Cephalothecaceae. The record is from RefSeq and is a predicted model, not a curated record. Gene Ontology annotation, molecular function: cysteine-type deubiquitinase activity. Gene Ontology annotation, biological process: protein deubiquitination. Gene Ontology annotation, cellular component: nucleus; cytosol.
AUGGACGAAGCUUCGAGCCCCGCCCAGUCGAGAGAACGCGCUGUCUCCUCUGAGCCUUGCUCAACCCGCCCUAAUCCCUUCGACGACAGCGAUAUCUCCUCCAGAAAGCGGCGGCGCACCUCCCUUAGCGGCGCCUCCCGAAGCCGAUCCGUCGAUAGCAUUACCUCUUCCCACGAAGGUGGCCGGACAAGAGCCGAGUCGGAAGGUGGUCAGGACGACGACCCCACCACCAUGAAGGUUGAUACAGACCCCACCACCCCCCAAACCCCCGAGCAGAAGCCUGCCGAUUCGCAGCCUCCAUCCGAAGCUCGAUCUAGCAGAGUCACAAUAAAUGUGCGGACUCCAUCUCGUCCUCUAGAGACCAUUCCCUCCUCCCCACCGUCCGCAACAAAUUCAGCCCUUCCUCUCGUGGUGUCGGUGUCCCCAGACGCCGACGACGCCGACGACGACGACGAUGACCACGACGUGAAGAUCAGCGUCGAGGAAUCCGAAGUCGAGAUGGCACAUGCAGACGCGGCUGCCGACACGGCUGCUUCUAGUAGCUCGGGCGCCAGCAGCCCUCCCCUCGAGGUUAUCUCCGUGGACCACGAUGACGACACCGACCUCGACGGUCCUCACCCUCAGGUCACCCUGCUGCAAGACGACGAGGCUGCGGAUAUUCCCGACGAUCCGACCGUCGAGCUCCCAUUCCACGACGCCGCCGAGACUUACACAGAGACCAUUACCAGAUUGGCACCAUACAUGCCAACUCACGACCUGGUCUCCAAGAAUAUGACAGAUUGGAUCCAGAAAUACCUAUAUUAUGCUAGAAAAGCCGGCCAUCGCAUGGCGUUGGAAUCCUACUUCGCGCAUCGGAGUCUUUGGCAGACCUUCCCUGAUCUUGUUAUCUUUAUGAUCAACCGGAGGGCGCCAUAUCCACGGAACCCAGCAUUACGCACUGACAUCUUCACCUUCUAUAAAUGGUUCGCGAAACUGGCGGCAUACUUCGUCGAGCUUGACGUGAAGUGGCUGCGUGCCUCGUCCACCGACCCGCCUCGCAUUUCCGACCUCGCGUCUCCAUAUUAUGCACACGCGUUGUCCCUACUGACUCGGAGAGAAGAGUCGAGCCUACAUGCGAACCACCUGCACAAUGGUGAAUCAGACUGGAGUUAUGCCGAAGAGGUGAUGGAAAUCCUCGCCGCCUUCCAGAAUUACCACCCGACCCAGGGAGCAUCCCUGGCAGUCUUGAUGAAGCUGGCUCAGAUGGAGGUCGAGCUCAUUGCCCGCUACCCAAAGCUCACCGACAAUCUGGGCUCCAUAUGCGGCCUGAUCUGCAACAUCAUGAGGGAGAGCUUUCGAAUAUAUCAAGACCCGGCUGAUUUCUCGCCUCAGGACGUCGAGCGGGCAAGGAGUAAUAUCGCCAGAGGAUACCAGUUCUUCAACCUCAUGUCCGGCACCUUGUCGCACAUCAUCGAGAAGCAUGUCAACCACCUCUCGAGCGACUCUGCUUUGAGCCAGCUUACGGCGCUGGCAGAUAUCUAUCAAAUGUGUCUGUCGACGGAGCGGGUCGUGCCACAGGUUAUAAUAGAAGAGCAUCGGCAGGACCACCCGCCAAUUGCGGACCACAGCGUGCCUGAAGCCAUGGCCUACCAUUGGCGCUUCACCGUGUUCAGUCGACUUAUCAUGUCGAGCCAGAUGCAACUGCGAGUCAUGGCAGCCAGCUCCAUGUCGAACGAGCUUGUCGCCUACUGGAGGAAACUCAACGAACCCGCGGAUGAGUCAAACGCCUCCCUCUUAAAAUAUGUAGCCGACUUCCUCCUCCGGACGGGACUGGUCGCUUAUAUUCUCGGCCCAACGUGCCACCCGGAGAUCACAAUGGACAGCAGCAACAUCAUCGGCUUUCUUCUGGUAUCGAAAACCUACACAAGAGAGCACACGGACCUCCUGUGGCAGACCGUGACAUCGAGCCAAGACCCGCGUGUGUCGGAUGCCCUGAUUCGCAUGGCGACUCGCAUCACAAACCUUUUCUCAUACGAAGACCUGAUAUAUCUCUGCGAGAAGCUCAACUCGGUUGCCGCGGAAGCCUUCGGCCCAACCUUGCGGGAAUUCCUGGACCAGAUAUUGAGGUGCCUCCCGGGGAAGUUCCUUCCUGAGCAAACCAUCCUGGAUACUCCCCCGUAUCUCUUGUGCGUUCGCUUGAUCAGGCAGUCCUCCGUCUUCGGGCGCGAGUCGCCCGUGGCCCACCCAGACCUCCUGAGCUUUUCCACGCAGAAAUUCAGGGACGUGCUGAUCAACGGACCGGAUUCAAACGGUCGCAGGGAGAUCUACCUUGACUGCCUGCAGGACAUCGCAGAGACAUCGCCGACAACGCUGGGUAGUCUCUGCGUAAUCUCCAAUAUGCUGCGGCCAACUGCUCCUCGGGAGCUUCAGAUCCUCACUGCGGAACAUGGUUUCACGAGGCUGUUGGUGGACGAGCUUGAAGCUGCGAUCCCUGCAGCACGGGCGGCACGCUUCCCCGCGGUCAUCAGCGGCGCUCACAACAUCGCCCGGAAGGAGUUGAUAAUGGCUAUUCUGGUGCAUCAGCCGUCGACCGUCGCGAAGGACCUUGGCCCUAGGCUCUGGGAUAUGCUGGUCGGCAGUGGCGCUGCUUGCCGGGAGGACCGAGAAGCCGGGUGGCAAAUCCUGAACCACUCCCUGAGGAGAAGCCCAAUGGAGAACCCGUUCAUAUUGACAUGCUUCGCCGAGUACCUGCCGAAUCUUCCUCCCGAAUGCUUCUGCCUCGGGACGCUCGAGUUUGUCCGGGAGUGUGUGCUGCCGUUGGUAAACGAUGCCGGCAGCAUCCUUCUCGAUGAUGACGACGACAGCAGUGGCCGAGGCGGCCUCGAGCAGCUGUGGCGCAUGAUCCUCACCGCCGCUCCGAAUACCAUCGAGCAGCAGGCAAUCCAUACCCUCGUCAACGAUGUCUACAUGGAUAGCAGGUCUAUCCUGUCCUUCCCCCAUCACCGAGCGCGCAAGGUGCAUCUGGCCAUGGUGAAUCGCUGCCUGAAGCAGCUCUCCGAGGCAGCUGUCAAGCUGAGAGCGUUCAGUGAUGGCACUACGAGCGGCGGGGACGACGAGCCAAUGGUCCUCGUCGCCUCUGAGCAACAGGUGCGCGAGCAAGAGCUCUUGUUUGUUCGCUCCCUCGCCGUCCUCAGGGAGUUCCACCGCCUUCAUCAGGCCAAGGCGCAAUUCUCCGCCCCCGAUCUGAGAUCGCUCAUCCUGGACUCCCCAAGCAAGGAUGUGCAAGGCGAUUCGGCCGAACUAAUGUACCAGUCCUUUGAUGGCGACACUCAGACCGAGGUGAAGCCGUUGAACAUUGGGAGGCGCAAUACUGCCGCAUCUCUGCUGGUCAGCUUGCAGAAGGCCACCGGGUUCAGCAACUAUCGGAUCUACUAUCGAGGGAGGCCAUUUGUGCCGCAGGAGAGCGAGAUAUGCAAAUCCCUGGAGGACUUACAAAUCCAUAACGGCAUCAUACUGGUGAAGCGCGAAUCCGACGUGGCCUCGACACCGGCCCGCGUCCGGCCCGGGGCUUCAGCUGUUGAGAUCGAGAUCCUCGGGCACUUUGAUGAGCUAUGGGGUUAUUUGAGCAUGGAGGAGAACCUGGCCCAGGAGAUCUACAGCUUCUUGAUCAAGCUACCGCCGGACGACAACAUCCUCGAGUCUAUCGGGUCUCCCGGCGCAUCUCACACGGAAAUAUUCCCGCUGGGUCAGCCCCUCAAGUCACUGUAUGCCGUGCACGUACUUGGGGAGCACUUGGCCUCCCAGCGAAAGGCCCUCACUGCGCAGCCAGAUGACGGCCAUACAGCCGGAGGCGAGGCACCGUUCUCUAGGUUCCUGACCGGAGCUAUGUCUCUGGUUGUCGCGGCCAUCUCUGACCCAGAAGUGGUUGGGCGGUGUCCGACCCCGGAACUGCAGAUCGACCUCAGUUCGGCCCUGGUAGACUCGUUUGUGCGUAUUCUACAAGACCCGCUUCUCCCUGCGUCUGUGUCCAGAUUCCUCGACGGAUCGUUGUUGAGGCGCCUCGUUCAGAUCCUGUCGUCGACCAUGACUGCCGACGCUCCGGAGAGCGCCACAAAGCACGCCUGCCUCUGCCUGCUAGGCAUCUUCGAAUGCUGCUCAAGGAGCCCCGAGUUCUGGAAGGAAUUCCGCGAACACGACCAAGUCCCCGAGCUAGUCGCCGAUUUGCUCCUCAAUAAUUCGCGGCCGGCAGUCAGGCAACAUACAGCAGAGCUGAUCGGGAAGAAAAUCAUAGAAUCUCCGGAGCUGCAUGCCGCUGCCGGCGAGUUUCGGGAGUUCUUCUGGCCACUCGUGUCGAGACUCGUGGGACCAGCCAUGCGCCAGCCACACAAUUCGGGCGAGCUUCUCAGCCUUGCGUUGUCGAUAUUGAAGUUGCUGCGGGGCUCGGGAUCCCCAAUCUUCGACGUCCAGCAGCUGCUGGCUGACUGGGGCGACUUGCUACUGUCGUAUACUACAUACGAGGAUGUAACCCAGCCCGACAUGAUAGAUGUCGUUGCCAACGGCUUGAUCCGCCUUCUACACUGCAUCCUCUCCUGGGAAGAGUAUCCAGUGGAGCGACACCUAUUGCCGCCAGCUGGAUUCGCGAGAAAGCUGUUCUGGAAGCAUCUAUUCCCCCCUUUCGAGAUGGAUGGCCGCCCUGAUCCCGUCAAGCCGGUUUUGUGUCACCAGAGCCGAGGAAUGCUGAUGGACAUGAUCUUCUUCUUGAUCAGGGACGACCCAGUUCAGCUACGGUGUCUUCUUGACGAUCUUGAUCAACUGGUUCCUAUCUUUGACGAUGAAAGUGGAGAUAUUUAUGCAUAUGAGCUCCUUCAGCAGUUCGAGAGACCCAAGGCGAUCCGAGCCCCUUGCGGGUAUGUUGGGCUAAAGAACCUCUCCAACACCUGCUACCUAAACUCUCUCUUCACCCAGCUCUUCAUGAAUACGGGCUUCCGUCGAUUCAUGCUCGACACCGUCGUCCAGGACCCCGAGUUUUCGCAGAGCCUGCUCUUCCAGACGCAGAAGAUAUUCGGUUUCAUGCAGGAAAGCAUUCGGCGCUCCCUGAAUCCCGACGAGCUGGUCGCCACCAUCAAGACAUACGAGGAUACCCAGAUCGACAUCCACAACCAGAUGGAUGUGGACGAGUUCUACAACCUCCUCUUCGACCGGUGGGAAGGUCAACUUUCAUCCGCCGAGGCAAAGAGGCGAUUUCGAUCCUUUUAUGGUGGCCAUCUGGUCCAGCAGGUCGCGUCAAAGGAGUGCGACCACAUUUCGGAACGGCUGGAGCCCUUCUCGGCGAUCCAGUGCGAUAUUAAGGGCAAGAGCAGCCUCCAGGACAGCUUGCAGGCGUAUGUGGAUGGCGAAAUCAUGGAGGGUGACAACAAGUAUAAAUGCUCCACCUGCGACCGCCAUGUGGAUGCUGUCAAGAGGGCGUGUCUCAAGGACAUACCGGAUAACCUCAUCUUCCAUCUCAAGCGGUUCGAUUUCAAUCUCAGGACGCUCCAGCGUAGCAAGAUCAACGACUACUUCUCAUUUCCCAGCAAGUUCGAUAUGCGGCCGUACACGGUUGAGCAUCUAAAUAACGCGUCCGAGGAUAGACCGGCGGACAUCUUCGAGCUGGUCGGAGUCCUGGUUCAUUCCGGAACUGCCGAGUCUGGCCACUACUACUCGUACAUUCGGGAGCGGCCAACAAGCAGCGACUCGGAGGCUUGGUUCGAGUUCAAUGACGAUACCGUGAGCCCCUGGGACUUUGGGCAAAUGGAAAACGCAUGUUUCGGCGGCUCCGACUUCCGGCCACCAUUCGAGGGCAACGGUGUUGUUUACGACAAGACUUACAGUGCCUACAUGCUCUUCUACCAGAGGUCUUCUGCACUCAGGAGGGAGCAGGGGCUCUUGCGGGAGUCGGGCAUCUCGAGCCCACUGCGAGUCUCGCUUCACCAGAAUCUGGGGCAGCUCAUCCAGCGAGAGAACACCGCGUUGCUCCGGAGACAUUGUCUUUACGACCCCGCCCAGAUCCGCUUCGUCCAGAUGGCCCUCCAUCACAUGAAGACCAUCGCUGGCGAACAAUGUUCCGAGUCGCACAAGAUGGAGGACAAGGCGAUCUACAUGGCGCUCAGCCACCUUGACCAGGUUGCGUCGCGGACGAAGGAGGUUCCCGAGUUCGAAGUCCUGCUCAAACGUCUGGGGCUGUAUGCCCAAGCAUGUUCCCGAUGCAGUUUCGCCAUCUACGGCUACUUUCACGCCCACAACGAGGUGUUGCGCCUGAUGGUCCAGAAGAACGCCGAGCAAUUGGUCCGAAAAGGAACGUCUGAUCUGCUGAUACAGGCGCUGCGGGUCAUCAAAACCCGCCUUCCUCGGCACUAUGGGAUGCCCGAGGACGACGAAGACGAACUCGACGGUGGCGCGCUAGUCCUCAACGGCGUCAUUCGCAUGUUCAGCCUCUUGUUUGAGUUCUUCCACUUGAGCAUUCGGUCUUGGCAGGAAGUGUUCGGCUUGAUGCUCUCCUUCGUCCGGUUGGGGCCGCACGAAAGGGCCCUCUUCCUCGAGCAGCCUUUCUUCCGAUCUCUCAUAUUCAUCCUAUCGGCCGAUCCCAAUUUGGAGCUGCCGCAGCAAUUCGCGAGAAUGAUAGCCACGGUGUCCCGUAGGUUGGCCACCCGGCCUCCCUCUUACGAAAGCAUCAUUGGGCUCUUCGACGUGCUCAUCUCCGCCCUGCAUAUGCCGUUCAAUGAACGGGGGGAGCCCAUCCUACUGGACUGUCUCGAGCACCGCCUCGCGACGGCAGAAAAUAUCGAGGGCCCAUUUCUCUUCACGAGGUCCGAGAGCAAGCUCCUCCACCAAGACUGGGCCAGAGAGAUGGCAAAUAUCUUUGUGGACAAACUGAUCGCCAUCAACCAGAACCAGGCUGCGACGCACUCGAUCAUUGCGAGCCUCAUGCGCUGCGGCCGCAUGAUGGAGGGCAAGAUAUUACGCACCCUGAAACUCGCCAUCGGCGGCCAGGUCGCGCCGGGCCAUCAGAAUGCACCCUAUCUCCAGGUUGCAUCACGAGUCUUCUGCCGUAUGGGGACUCAUGCCGACUUGGUCAAUGCUCUGAUCGCGCACGUGAGCCAACAAUGCAUGUGCUUGCAGAACAACGAGGGGAAGGCGUUCUUUGAGUUCCAACGAGAUGUUUUCGACGGUCCACGCGAGAACUCAGGCGAGACUCCGGACGAGGUCCUCAUCAUCGGUCUGGAGAAUCUGUCCGAUUGGGUGCCAGGUCUUCUUGGAUACUUUGAUUCCACCGUCGUCAGCGACGUCGAAUUCUUCCUCCAGGAGAGGGUCUUCAGGUUUGGCCCGUCGCCCGACUUCGGGGACAGCCUCGAGGACAGUAGAAGGGCCGAGGUUCUGGUCAGAUCUGCGCGGUCGCUGGGCAUCCAAUGCCUUGCCUUCCUACGAGAUAAUUAUGUCAGCCGACGAGUCAACGUGGGCGUGCAACUGGUGGCGGCCUUUGAGCGAGUCAUUAGGGAGUGCAACAAGUACUACGAUAUCGGCGGUGCAAAUGAGGAUGACAUGACGAUCGAGUUUAUCAAGCUUGGCCAAAGCGUUCUCGAACCCUUACGCAGGCUCACAGUCGAAGAUCCGGAAGAAGACGGGUCUGGUAUGUUCUAUAGCGACUCAUCCAGUAUCACGUCAAGCGUUACGGCCGACUGAUUGCGAAGGCUCCACAGAUUGGGAGAACUCGUCGGUGUGCUCGGAGCAGAUGGACAGUCUGGGCGACGUCGUUAUGCCCGG